AUGCCUCUACCCUACGAAACCGCCCACUUGCUGGUGAUUAACUUGCAAAAACUCGCAUCUUCUGAUUUGCAAGAGACACAAAAACUUCUCGAGGCCUGUGAGGCACACGGCUUUUUCUACCUCGAUUUGAAAGAAUCCGAAGGAUUCAAAAAAGAUUGGAGCAGCAUUCUGGUACUCAUGCAAACCUACUUUUCUCAACCAUUGGCACUGAAGAUGCAAGAUGCUUAUCAAAGCGAUACUUGGGGAUAUGAACCGGUUGGAACAUCAAGUGGAGUGAAUCAGAAACUAGAUGACUACGAAUCUUUAAAGAUAUCACGAGAGGAAAUAAAGUAUUCGGAUCAGUUUCUUCGAACAGAGAUCGCGAAGAAGAAUUCCAAACUCUUCAGACGUUUCAUGAACGAGGUACAUGCCAUCACAGAAACAAUUCUUGCCAGUCUGUCUGCUGGGUUGAAGCUCGAUGAGAAUACUGCACUUGGAACUUACCAUAGCGAUGCACAGCCGUCUCGAACCACAUUAUCUCUGUUUCGCUACCCGAAGAUAGAACCCACGACAUUGGGUCAAGGACACAACAAACACACAGACCUCGGCACACUAACGCUAUUGCUCGCCAAGCAGUGGGGGCUCGAGAUUCUCUCGUCCGAGGGCACUGGGUGGAAACCAGUGCAGCCGAGUGGCGACUACGCCAUCAUCAACGUCGGCGAUACCCUCCGUUUUCUCACCGGAAAGAAGCUCAAAUCUGCUGUGCACCGUGUGGUGCCAACCGAGGAGCUCAAGCACACAGAUCGCUUCAGUAUAGCGUAUUUUCUGCGUGCUGCAGAUGAUGUGAGGUUUUUUGAUAGCAAGGAGAGGAGCUUUUCGGCCAAAGACUGGCAUGAUACCAAGUUUGAUGUCUUUCGACAGAGCUACGAAGAACAGGAGGCUGAGAUAUUUCUCACGGGUGGCAUGGAGAAGAGCGAUGUCCUGUUGGCAGUUUAG
Botrytis fragariae is the source of this 975-nucleotide messenger RNA. RefSeq names its product putative 2og-fe oxygenase family protein. The record is from RefSeq and is a predicted model, not a curated record. Gene Ontology annotation, molecular function: dioxygenase activity. The transcript has 3 exons. Lineage: Eukaryota; Fungi; Ascomycota; Leotiomycetes; Helotiales; Sclerotiniaceae. The coding region runs from base 1 to 975 and encodes 324 amino acids.